Colletotrichum costaricense is the source of this 357-nucleotide messenger RNA. RefSeq lists its product as uncharacterized. The transcript is spliced from 3 exons. The record is from RefSeq and is a predicted model, not a curated record. Bases 1 to 357 code for a protein of 118 amino acids. NCBI's taxonomy places the organism in Eukaryota, Fungi, Ascomycota, Sordariomycetes, Glomerellales, Glomerellaceae.
AUGCAUCUGUCACCCUUCUUUCAGCUCAUUGUUGCCGCCUUGAUCACUCCUGGCAUGGCACUUCCAACUGAGGUUAAAGAAACUGGCCAAGCAGCACCCAGCCAUGCGCCCCCGACUGCGAUGGCAGACUCCAUUUCGGCAAAGGAGUUUGACGGGACUAUGACGACCGUAUCAACAUCAACAAGGUGUAUCCACGCGAGUUUGAGACCCCUUUGCCCUGCACUCUGCGGCAUUACCUCGAUUGCCGGGGAUGAUGUCUACUGGGAAUGCUCAUCAGACAAGGCCAAGGAUUCAGAUGACACUCUCGGCACCAACUCGACCAUAUCAUCAAGUCGCCAGAACAUUUGCCAUAAAUAG